GACCGGAUGUUUUCAUCUCCGUCCGGUCUCCUAGCUUGAUUCUGCCAUGUUUGACUGAACCAGUUUUUCGGGAACUGCCAGCCAGACCACCACUGACUGUCAGCACGGACAUGAGAGAGAGUCCGGUGUGUUAGCCUGGUGGUUCCCGCUGUUUCAGAACCGUACUGUCCGACCGAACCGGCCGCUUGCUGCAGCUGCUCGAUAGCUAGCUCCCACAACCCGCUAACUUCCCCCGGAGACCAGACGAGUGGGGCCUCCGGCUGGUGCGACGCGUUUCACGGAGAUACCCAGACACCCCGGUUUGUUUUCCGGAGUAACACCCUGCUGAAAUGGACAACUUGAGUGAAGCUUUGGAGAAGCUGAAGCUGGCGUCUACCGACAGCACCACUGACAGAGCAGAGAGCUGUCUGGACUGCCUGCUCAAGGCACUCGCCAACAACAACACCGAGGCCAGUAUGAAGAUCCAGGAGAUGGAUAUCCUUCCUCUGCUCCCCACCCUGCUCAACCCCCAGUCUUCCUGCACUCCUAAAGUAGCCAACAUCAUAGCUGAAGUAGCCAAAAAUGAGUUCAUGCGGAGCCCCUGUGUGGACGCGGGCCUCAUCCCUCCUCUAGUUCAGCUGUUAAACUCCACCGACCAGGAGGUUUUACUGCAGACUGGACGAGCUCUUGGUAACAUCUGCUAUGACAGCCAUGAGGGCAGGAGUGCCGUUCACCUGGCAGGAGGGGCUCAGAUAGUAGCUGAACACAUUAAAUCCCUCUCCCAAAAUACUGAUGUGGAAAAUGAGAAGCUGUUGACUGUCUUGUGUGGCAUGCUGGUGAAUUAUAGCAAUGAUAAUGAUUCCCUACAAGCCCAGCUGAUUAACAUGGGUGUGAUUCCUACUCUGGUGAAGCUGCUGGGCAUCCAUUCCCGCAACACCGCCCUGACUGAAAUGUGUCUAAUUGCUUUUGGGAACCUGGCGGAGCUUGAGUCCAGCAAGGAGCAGUUUGCUUCCACCAACAUUGCCGAGGAGCUGGUGCAUCUUUUCCAGAAGCAGUCAGAGCACGAGAAGAAGGAAAUGAUUUUUGAGGUUCUGGCACCACUUGCUGAGAACGAUGUGAUCAAGCUGCAGCUGGUGGAGGCAGGCGUGGUGGAGUGUCUGCUGGAGGUGGUGGCUCACACUGUGGACGGAGAGCGGGAGGAGGACGUUGCCCAGCUCAAGACGGCCUCUGACCUCAUGGUUUUACUGCUUCUUGGAGAUGAGUCCAUGCAGAAGUUGUUUGAGGGAGGAAGAGGCAGCGUUUUCCAGAGGGUCCUGUCUUGGAUUCCAUCCCACAACCACCAGCUGCAGCUAGCCGGCGCUCUGGCCAUCGCUAACUUUGCCCGCAAUGAUGGGAACUGCAUCCAUAUGGUGGAUGCUGGAAUCGUGCAGAAGCUUCUGGAACUGUUGGACCGCCAUGUGGAGGAGGGAAACGUGACCGUUCAACAUGCAGCGCUGAGUGCCCUGAGGAAUCUGGCUAUACCCGUGGUCAACAAGUCGAAGAUGCUGUCUGCUGGAGUGGCAGAUGUGGUGUUGAAGUUCUUGCAGUCGGAGAUGCCUCCAGUCCAAUUCAAACUCCUGGGGACGUUACGUAUGCUCAUCGAUACACAAGCCGAGGCUGCAGAGCAGCUGGGGACCAACGGGAAGCUGGUGGAGAGGCUAGUGGAGUGGUGCGAAGCCAAAGAUCACGCCGGAGUGAUGGGCGAGUCCAAUAGGCUCCUGUCGGCUCUGAUUCGACACAGCAAGUCCAAGGAAGUUGUCAGGACUGUUAUCCAGGGAGGAGGAGUCAAGCACCUUGUUACCAUGGCAACCAGUGAGCACAUGAUCAUGCAGAAUGAAGCGUUGGUGGCUCUGGGCCUCAUCGCAGCUCUGGAUUUGGCUGCAGCGGAGAAGGACUUUGUUGGAUCCAGCCUGGUGUCGGUUCUGCACAAGCUGCUGUCCGAUGAAAGAAGUGCUCCUGAGAUUAAAUACAACUCCAUGAUCCUCAUCUGUGCAGUCAUGGGCUCAGAGCCUCUCCACAAAGAGGUGCAGAACCUGGCGUUCAUCGAUGUGGUGUCCAAGCUGAGAGCUCACGAAAACAAGACCGUGUCACAUCAGGCCUCGCUCACGGAGCAGCGGCUAACUGCUCAGAGCUAAAUGACUUUAUUCCAUCACACACACACACACACACACGAUUGCUGACUCACCUAAUUACCCAGCUGAUAUUUCAUAACUGCUCUCCCUCGUGCUCCAUCGUCAUGUGCCAAGGUACCAUGUCACAGUAACUGCCAGCCACGCCUCUGUCCUCGACUUCCUCCCACAUCAAUAGACUUAGACUGAUGUGCAAUACUUUGUGCUCAAUACAGAUCAGAAGAUAUGAAGUCCGCCAUUUUUCUUUUGUUAAACCCACCUGAAAAUUGAGCAGCUGUUAUGCUGUAAAGCCACUGAACCCGUUGGAAACUCUGAGAUGAAGGUGUUCGCCUUUUAAAAGCCAUAACGAGGAGAGUUCUUCAGGUGGGUUAGCAGGCUGACAAAAACUUUAUUUCAAGCUCCAAAGAUGGAAAUCCCUUCUAUCAAACACAGUGGAGUGAUUCGUGAUCGUGGAUGUUCACCAGACGAAGACGGGAGUCCCGUGUCCGUGGAUCCCUGGGAGCCGAGGCGCCGUCAGCAGCCUGACGCAAUAGUUGAUAAUGACCGUAGCUGUGACGUCAUCCACAUGAAAAAGGAUUUUUAUCACAUUAUUUAAACGCAGCCAUCAAUGAUGUACAUACUAACGUCCCAUGUAGCUGGAGUAUAACCUGACUAGAAGCUGUGCAUGUUGUCGUCCUGUUGAAGCUGUGACGGUUUCCAUGUCCCGCCUGCCCCGUGCUCCACCGACGCUCCUGCACACUCCUCUCUGACUAUUGUUUUUAGGACCUGGAUUAGGCAGUUUGAUCCAACAGCUGUGCACGUGUGAGCUGCAGAGGCUCGGGUCUGAAACGGCACCGGUUGGAGGAAGAGCGACCAGCAACAAGUCUGUAACAGGUCCAGAGUAGGACUGGGUGCAGCUUAGUUUGAGUAAAGCUUGGUUUAUGCUUGACGCGUCUGCGAGGUUCGCGCGGCAAAAUUGCGUCAUUUUAACAACCACGCCCCUCCACCGCGCCUCCGCACGGCCCUAACUUUCCGCACCGCGCACCUAGGAAAUUUUCUAACCACGCGGACGGUCGGACGUGGAAAAACAUGGCGGACUGGCAAGAACUAGUACGGCAGAGGUUCGUAAAUACAGACAUUUGUAUGAUUCAGCUCUCAAAGAUCACCGUGAUCAACAUGUUAAUAAUUCUUGGAGAGAAAUAGCUCGCACUGUCGGAAAAGACGAGGACGCUGUUAAAAAACGCUGAAAUGCCAUGUUGUAAACAACAGUCAUUUCUACUUCUACUAUGGUGUAGUGUUGGAUGCAUGCCGUAGAGCUCCAUGCUGCCCCCUACAGUUUGGGAGAAUAUUGGCUCACCGCUGAGACAAGCCACAUGAACCAUAAACGCUGCGGGCUGUGAAGCGCGUUCCAUCCGCACGCCGCAUCACCAAGCGGGAAGUGAACGCGUCAAGCAUAAACCAAGCUUUAUUAGGAACAAACCAGUAGGUGUGCCUUUCUCAGCUGAAAUAAGCAGAGGGACAGCACAAUUGACUGGAUCUGCCGAAUGUGGCCUGUCCUAGCAGUCUCACAGCAACUUUAACAUGAUCGUGUCGGUCCUGUAACCAUCUGACUAGAAUAAGGAAAAUAAACACGAAUGAGUCUGAAAUGGCACUGGGAGGAGGAGAUGAAUCAGAGAUGUCUGUGGCAGAAUAAACAUCAGCAUCCAGCCGGUGCAACAUCUGUCUGACACAAACAUUAAGAUCCAUGUGAGGUUUUAUUUUUAAUCUAUUGUAGAUGAGCUGGGGGGGGGGGCUGUGAUCCCUCUGGCCGAUCUUGUCAGAGGGGUUCUGCCAACGUGCACACCUGAGCAUGUCCGACACCGUGGCGUCACCCGAUGUGUUCCCUGGUAUGGGCCACAACCUUUUAUUUUUAUGGUGUGAAUGGUUAUUUAUCAGAUUUGUGAUCUGCUGUAGUCACAUGCCUGUGGAGAUGUAUCCAUAGUAACGAGUUUAAUACUGUAACUAUAAGCAUUUGUUGUAAAUGUCAUGAGUUGUACGUUUGGAGGACUCGGCUAAUAAAAGAUGAUACCUGAA
Molecule: messenger RNA, 4199 nt
Organism: Nothobranchius furzeri (turquoise killifish)
Lineage: Eukaryota; Metazoa; Chordata; Actinopteri; Cyprinodontiformes; Nothobranchiidae
Gene: rap1gds1
Product: RAP1, GTP-GDP dissociation stimulator 1
Biological process (GO): positive regulation of GTPase activity
Cellular component (GO): cytosol
Molecular function (GO): guanyl-nucleotide exchange factor activity; protein binding
Source: RefSeq, a predicted model, not a curated record